CCGGCGGCGCUCACGUGACCGCGCGCCCUGCCAGCGCCGGGAGUGAUGGCGGCGGCGUUGGCGCGCCUGCUGCUGCUGGGACUCGCAGCGUACGGACCCACGUACGCGGGCGCCGCCAAGAUGAAGGUGGUGGAGGAGCCCAACACGUUCGGGCUCAACAACCCGUUCCUGCCCCAGACCAGUCGCCUGCAGCCCAAGAGGGACCCUUCCCCCGUGUCUGGGCCUGCGCAUCUCUUCAGACUUUCUGGCAAGUGCUUCAGCCUGGUGGAGUCCACCUGUACCCCCAGGUACAAGUACGAGUUCUGCCCAUUCCACAACGUGACCCAGCACGAGCAGACCUUCCGCUGGAACGCCUACAGUGGGAUCCUCGGCAUCUGGCACGAGUGGGAAAUCGCCAAUAACACCUUCAGGGGCAUGUGGAUGAGGGACGGUGACUCCUGCCACUCCCGGAGCCGGCAGAGCAAGGUGGAGCUUACCUGUGGGAAAAGCAACCGACUGGCUCAUGUGUCUGAGCCAAGCACCUGUGUCUACGCGCUGACCUUCGAGACACCCCUGGUCUGCCACCCCCACUCCUUGUUAGUGUACCCAGCCCUGCCUACGGCCCUGCAGCAGAGGUGGGACCAGGUGGAGCAGGACCUGGCCGACGAGCUAAUCACUGCCCAGGGCUAUGAGAAGUUGCUCAGAGCACUUUUUCAGGAUGCUGGCUUUUUAAAGACCCCAGAAGAAAGUGAAUCCACACAGGAAGGCGAUGCUCAGGGUCUGGUGUUUGAGACCUUGGACAGCUGCAGUAAGGCACAUAAAGAACUAUCAAAGGAGAUUAAAAGACUUCAAAGUGUGCUGACCCAACAUGGCAUCCCCUACACUAAGCCUGUGGAAACUUCCAGCUCUGAGCACUUGGGCUCCAAGAUACCCACAGACAGGACAGCAGAGCAGCUACUUGGCAGCCCAGGGCUGCUUGGGAACACCUUAUGACCUGGGAGGGGGCUGAAGACAGACCAGACUGGCAUCCUGUAGCAGGAAGGAGCAGCAGGCCGGGACCCUGGUGCAGAGCGAGAAGGCCCGGGAAAAGCACGCGACAGGCAGGUGUGCUUCCUCUGUGCCUUCCAGGCCAGUGGCUCUCAGGAUUGUACUCAAAGAUACGGACAAAUAAAGAUUCAAAGUUUUAAUUCCA
Messenger RNA from Myotis daubentonii (Daubenton's bat), 1171 nucleotides. It is a transcript of the gene GNPTG, whose product is annotated as N-acetylglucosamine-1-phosphate transferase subunit gamma. The record is from RefSeq and is a predicted model, not a curated record. NCBI's taxonomy places the organism in Eukaryota, Metazoa, Chordata, Mammalia, Chiroptera, Vespertilionidae. Gene Ontology annotation, cellular component: Golgi apparatus.